This is a messenger RNA of Clupea harengus (Atlantic herring), 1778 nucleotides long. RefSeq names its product protein arginine N-methyltransferase 3 (gene prmt3). The transcript is spliced from 12 exons. The record is from RefSeq and is a predicted model, not a curated record. Gene Ontology annotation, molecular function: histone methyltransferase activity; protein-arginine N-methyltransferase activity. The coding region runs from base 1 to 1236 and encodes 411 amino acids. Gene Ontology annotation, biological process: chromatin remodeling; peptidyl-arginine methylation, to asymmetrical-dimethyl arginine. Gene Ontology annotation, cellular component: nucleus. Lineage: Eukaryota; Metazoa; Chordata; Actinopteri; Clupeiformes; Clupeidae.
AUGGCUGGGACUGAUGGCUCCACCAACGGCUUGGUCUGGAAUGGUGUGUGGAAGGUGACGUCUUGGCAGUUCAAGCAAGAAGUCAUCCAACCCAAGAAGGAAAGGAAAGAGGGCCGAUACACAGUGGUCCUUAAUUCUGAGGGUGAAAAGGAGUUUGAGGAGUUCAGGGUGGCUGACUUGAGACCAAUGGGGGUGUCGGUGCUCCUGGCCCAGGGCUUGGUUCUGAACGCGGACACCAGCCGUGGCUCCACAGCUUGCGGGGCCAUAGCCGAGCUGAGGGAGGAGGAGGAUGAAGCCUACUUCAGCUCUUACGGACACUACAGCAUCCACGAAGAGAUGCUCAAGGACAAGGUGCGCACAGAAAGCUACAGAGACUUCAUGCACCUGAAUCAGGACGUCUUCAAGGACAAGGUGGUGCUGGAUGUUGGCUGUGGCACUGGAAUUCUCUCCAUGUUUGCGGCCAGGGCGGGUGCCAGGAAGGUCAUUGGGGUUGACCAAUCCGAGAUCAUCUACCAAGCUAUGGAUAUUGUAAGAUCCAACAACCUGGAUGAGACCAUCACCCUCAUUAAAGGCAGGAUAGAGGAGGUGACGUUGCCGGUGGAGAAGGUAGACAUCAUCAUCUCCGAGUGGAUGGGUUACUUCCUGCUGUUUGAGUCGAUGCUGGACUCGGUGCUGUAUGCACGGGACAUGUACCUGGCAGAGGGUGGAUCAGUCUAUCCGGACGGCUGCAACAUCAGUCUCGCUGCUGUGGGUGACACGGAGAAGCACCAGGACCGCAUUGCAUUCUGGGAUGAUGUGUAUGGCUUCCAGAUGGCCUGUAUGAAGAAGGCGGUGGUCCCAGAAGCAGUGGUGCAGGUGCUGAACCCUGACACACUCAUCUCAGAACCUGCGGUAAUACAGACGUUUGACUGUAACAAAGUGUGCCUUUCUGAGCUGGAGUUCACCUCUGACUUUACCCUGAAGGUUACCAAAACAGCUCAGUGCACAGCUGUUGUCGGCUACUUUGACAUUUUCUUCGACAGGAGCUGUGGAAACAAGGUCAUGUUUUCCACUGGACCUCACUGUACCAAGACACAUUGGAAACAGACGGUCUUCCUGAUGGAGAAUCCUAUUCCUGUUCAGUCAGGUGAGGACCUGCUGGGGAAGAUCACAGUCCGCAAGAACAGGAAAGACCCGCGUGCCCUCCUCAUCACCCUUGAAAUUGCAAACAGGAAGCAGACGUACAGUGUGCAGUGAAGUUGAUGCCCAUAUUAAGCACUGGUUCCCACAUAGAUUUCUUCAGACAUUCUAAUGCCGAACACGGAAUGCUUGCAUAAACAUGGCUGUCAUCUACAUAGCUCUGUGGCAAGUACCCAACUGUGAUUUGUAAGGUUGGUGUGGAAAAUUGAAUUUCACAAUCGCCCAUUUAAAAUGAAGAAGCAAAGCAUGGGAAGAUGGUAUUGGUUUAGAUAGCUAUCCAUUCAAUUAUGGCAUGUCCCCUGUUCUUGAUUGACAUGAGUUGAUGUUUGAACAAGGACUCACACAUUUUUUUUGUCUACCUCUGUUAUGAAAAUAAAAAUAUUACUUUUAUUUGUGGGGGAAAGAAAAUCCCUUUGUUCAUUAGUCAUUAAAAUUGCAGACACUGACAUUCAGACAUGCAUACACCCCUGAACAGCCGUGCUGACACAAGGCUAGCUUCAGGUUCAAGUUCUCUGCCAAUUCCUCAGUCACAGUAGCAUUUUUUGAUGAUGGUUCCAUCCUGAAGUUGGUUGUGCUCAAUAAAGUUUGUUUUUAAAUUA